Molecule: messenger RNA, 2803 nt
Organism: Fopius arisanus
Lineage: Eukaryota; Metazoa; Arthropoda; Insecta; Hymenoptera; Braconidae
Product: WD repeat-containing protein l(2)05287
Exons: 3
Coding region: 208-2754 (848 amino acids)
Biological process (GO): positive regulation of transcription by RNA polymerase I; positive regulation of rRNA processing
Cellular component (GO): nucleolus
Molecular function (GO): RNA binding; protein binding
Source: RefSeq, a predicted model, not a curated record
AUUAAUUAGAGUGACAAAAUUAAUUUGUACACCCCGUGGAUUUCACGUUUGAAUUUCCCGGGGUUGCUAGGGGCCCUAGGGUUCUGGGAACAAGGUUAUGUUUGACUGGAACACAUGUCCGAGUAAUCAUCGACAACAAAACUUUCCCCGGAGACGUCUCCAGUCCUAGAAUGCCCGCGUACUGACCAUCUCCAGGAGUCGUCAAAAAUGCAAGUGAAAAAUUUAAAGAAGACGACGAAGAGGAAGAAAUCCGGAAAGAAAGAACCCGAGGAUCACCUGAUUACCAAGAGAAAAGGCGGUGGAAGUAUCAUCGAUCAUCGUCCCCUGUUCUCCAGCAACGGGGAACUACUCUACGUCGUGUGGAAGCAUGUGAUUCGUAAAUACAGCACUCAGACCGGUGAUUUCGUUGGAGAAUUCGAGGCAGCGGAGGUCAAGCUCUCAGGGAUAUCAUUUUACUCCGACAAUUUCAAUACAAUCGUGGGUUGCACCGAGACAGGUGACCUCAUCAACUGGAAUUCCCAGAAUGGUGUGAUAACGAGGAAGCUGAAGCUGAAGACAGAGGACGAAGUGAGAAUAUCAACCUUUCACAUCAUAAAUUAUAAAUCAAAAUCAGGUAAAAGCAUCAACGAGGCUCUAGUGACGUACACCAACAAAUCCUCAAACAGCAUCCACCUGGGGCUCUUCGACGUGGAGACGGGGAGCGCCACGAGGUCGAGAUCGAUUCCCUGCGGGCCAACAGGUGCCUACUGCGUGGAUAUAGUUGGAAAUAAUGGUGAUAACCUGAUAGCCCUGGCCCAGGAUGUGGAUCUACACGUGAUCCAGCCCCUGAAUGACCUCAAGGGAAAGCUCCACAAGAUCGGUUUAACUGGUAGAAAGCUCACCUGCGUGACAGGCCACCCCGAGGAGGAGUGUGUGGCUGUGGGUGACUCGUCAGGUCGUGUCCUGGUGUACAGAAAUCUUCUCCAGCGUCCAGUGAUGGGAUCUUAUCACUGGCACACACUUCCAGUCACUGAGAUCGCCUUCAGCAAGUCCGGUGGACAUAUGUACACUGGAGGAUCUGAAUGCGUUCUCGUUAAAUGGACACUGGCUAAUCCUCACCACAAGUCCUUCCUUCCACGUCUACCAGCACCGAUUAAACACCUGACUAUUGCACCAGAGAAUAUCUACGUCGCUGUAUCAACUCUGGACAAUGGAAUAGUCGUUGUUAAUCCUCAGAAGAAGCUCACGUCUGUCAUUCAGAAUUUUACCUGGGGUGUCACAGCCUCCAGCAGGGGGAGAUUUCCUGCUGGACUCAUUCUGGAUCCCAGAACUGGUAGUCUCGUUCUCAACAGCAGAACUGGACACGUGCAGUUCUUCGAUACCCACAGGAAGUCCCUCCUCUACAAUAUCAACAUCACAGCCCAGAAUUUUCUCACGCAGGAGAGAGCAGCUGUCAUUGUCAAUACUGAAGUGACCAGAGUGUCUAUUAAUCAGGAUGGAGCAUGGAUGGCAACAGUCGAGGAACGUGACGACAGGGUCUCCACACCAGAAGUGAGACUUAAAUUCUGGAGGUUUAAUUCCCAGAGGCAGAUUUUUUCAUUGAACACUUGCAUCGAGUUGCCCCAUGAGCUGGGGAUCAAUGCCCUUGGGUUUCAACCCUCUGGGAGUCUCGAUGGAGAGGGCAUUGCUGCUGUCACAACUGGAAGGGACAGGAAGUUCAAGAUCUGGGGAAUUGUCGAGGGGACUGGUGACAGGGGUAAACACUGGGCUUGCUAUGGAGUCGAGAGCUACAGGGAUUUACAGGUGACUGAUGCUGGAUUCUCCGUGGACGGUUCCCUCCUGGGUGUGGGAUUUGGCUCGAGUCUCACGAUUUGGGGGCCUGAGGAUAUGGCCUUGAAGUGCUCACUGACCCACCGGAGAUAUCCCCAGGUGAUAAAACGAGUAGAAUUCGGGAAGAACGAGAGCUGUCACCUGGUGGUGGUGGGAUCUGACGAGCACAUCGGUGUCUGGAAUCUUUUGACCUUGAGUCUCACCUGGUCUGUCCACCUGAAGCUCCAGGUCCUUGUGGCUGAUCCAUGCACCAACCUGAUGGCUGCAUUCUCCAGGGAUAAUUCCCUGUUUAUCUUCAAUCCCCAGGUGUCGACGCCGAUUUACGUCAGGAGGGGUGUCCUCGAAGGAGAGUCUGUGGUCCUGGGGGCGUGUUAUGUACCCAAUGACAAGGAGAAAAGGGGAAAAGGCCUGUGUGAGUGGCAGAGGGAGAGCCAGUUGUUCUUCAUUGAUGAUAAUCAGGAACUUCUGGCUCUCGAGGACGAGCGGGAGGGUGGGGUACUCUUCGAGGGCCUUGGGGAUCGGGUCCUCAACUGGCCCAGCACUCCCUUCGGCAGGAUCAUCGCUGAGGAGAGCACCAACAACGUCCAACGCGCGAGUUUCGUUCAUGAUCACCUGGGGACUGGAAAAGGAGUCGUCGAAGAGCUCCUGACAUUACCUGCACACACUCUCCCACCGAUGCGAUUGCUCUGUGGACCCUUCAUCCUCUCCCUGAGGGCGAAACCGGGGAAUAAGAGGAAAAAUAAUGACGACAAGACCUCGAGUGACGCAAACAGUGAGUCAGAGAAUUCUGACGACAGCGACGAGGAUGACGGAAUUGAUCCGAGAAAUCAUCUGGCUAUCGAGACGAUUCCCACGGAUGUCAGACGUCUUAAUGAUAAUGACGAUAAUGACGCGAAACUCGUCAGCUUGGACUGGAGUUUUCUGGCGAGAAUCGUGCCGAGUUAAUACGUCUGUUGCUUUACGUUAUUAUCCGAAUAAAUUUAUUAAUUUUUAA